AUGGACGAACAACAAGCGCAUGAGCCUGACACUGGGCACCUCGAUCGUGCCUACAGCCCACAAAUCAUUAACGAGCAAGAUGCUGUCAUGACCGGACAGGAAGAUCAGACAAGACAUUACAAUGCAACGACACACGAUCAAGCGACCACAUCCCCUCCACCACAACAAGAACAAGACAAUUCCAGGUACAACUCGCCCUCAAUGUAUCAGCAACCAACUUCUAGACCUGGCUCGGGCAUGGGCGGUAUGCAGCAACAAUAUCGAGAGCCACAGCCACCUCAACCACCUCCACAGAACAAGAGCAGCGUUGUCAUCAAGGUUGGCAUGGUGGGAGAUGCGCAAAUAGGCAAAACAAGUUUGAUGGUCAAAUAUGUCGAGGGCAGCUGGGAUGAAGAUUACAUUCAGACGUUGGGUGUGAAUUUCAUGGAGAAGACUAUCUCAAUUCGCAACACGGAAAUCACCUUUUCGAUAUGGGAUUUGGGCGGCCAGAGAGAGUUCGUCAACAUGCUGCCGCUGGUUUGCAAUGACGCUGUUGCCAUCCUCUUCAUGUUCGAUUUGACCAGGAAAUCGACCUUGAACAGCAUCAAAGAGUGGUAUAGACAGGGCAGAGGCUUCAACAAGACUGCUAUUCCCUUCCUGGUGGGCACAAAAUACGAUCACUUCGUCAACUUCCCUAAGGAGGAUCAGGAAGAGAUCAGCAAUCAAGCAAGACGCUUCGCAAAGGCUAUGCGUGCAAGUUUGAUUUUCAGCAGCACAAGUCAUAGCAUAAAUGUCCAAAAGAUAUUCAAGAUCGUCCUCUCCAAAGCUUUCGACCUGAAGUGUACCAUACCAGAAAUCGAAAAUGUAGGCGAGCCUCUGUUACUCUAUCAAUCAGUAUAG
Lithohypha guttulata is the source of this 879-nucleotide messenger RNA. RefSeq names its product Ras GTPase tem1 (gene TEM1). Gene Ontology annotation, cellular component: spindle pole body. The transcript is spliced from 3 exons. The record is from RefSeq and is a predicted model, not a curated record. Gene Ontology annotation, biological process: positive regulation of mitotic division septum assembly. Bases 1 to 879 code for a protein of 292 amino acids. Gene Ontology annotation, molecular function: GTP binding; GTPase activity. Lineage: Eukaryota; Fungi; Ascomycota; Eurotiomycetes; Chaetothyriales; Trichomeriaceae.